This is a messenger RNA of Pistacia vera, 969 nucleotides long. RefSeq lists its product as uncharacterized. The record is from RefSeq and is a predicted model, not a curated record. The coding region runs from base 1 to 969 and encodes 322 amino acids. The transcript has a single exon. Lineage: Eukaryota; Viridiplantae; Streptophyta; Magnoliopsida; Sapindales; Anacardiaceae.
AUGGCAGAAGCACGACGAGGCUGGGCUGAUCUUCCUACUGAUAUAGGAACAUCAAUUGCUGAACAUUUAGUCCUAAUUGAUCUUAGUUUUCGCAAGGUCUGUAAGAGUUGGAACUCUGCUUAUGCUGCUUCCAGAUGUUCAGCUAAGAUUGAAUCCCCACCUAAUUAUGAACCCUGGUUUAUUCUUUAUGGCGAGGAUUCACAAUGCAUUUUGCUUAAAGGAUCCCAAAAGAAGUACAAAAUCAAUUUCCCAGAAUUGGAUGGAGCAACAUGCAUUGCAUCCAGGGAUGGGUGGCUUCUUGUACACCAAGAAACCGUAAUUUUCUUCUUCUGCCCCUUCUCCCGCUCUAAAAUAGUCCUUCCUCAGUUCCCUGACUCAGAGCAACGUGAUUAUAUUGGUGCAUUUUCAUCUCCUCCUACAUCAAAAGAUUGCGCUGUUUGUGUUGUUCGCCGUAAUGAUAAAUUGGAGGUGGAACUACAAUUGCUUUAUCGUGGAGCUAAUGCAUGGACUAUGCACAAAUAUAGUUACUGCAGAGACUUUUUUAACAAUAUUAAAGCAGCAGCUUAUCUGGACGACAGAAAAAGAUUCCACAUUUACGAUGAUAUAAAUGGGUUCCUUACGUUUUCACCAGAAGACGGAAAUUGGAAGAUAUAUCUUAUUAUUGGUAUUGGUAUCUCGAGGUAUAAGUCAGCAGAAGUUGAAAGAAUACCCUUUUUUAUUAGCAGGUGGAGUUUUCAAAUGAGGAGCAUGAAGACAAAGUUGGGGUUGAAAGAGGAUGUUUCAAUUGAUACUUGUGGAACACUAGCAUCAUAUCGUACUGAUAAUCAUAUACAGUACAUACUACUUUUCAAUGAGAAUAUCUCUCAAAAAACUGAAACCCGAAGCCGCCGCGGCCGCCGCCUUAAAGGAGUAUGGAUUGAACCUCGGUUCCAUAAAAUUCCCCAGAAGUGUAGUCGGCAUGAUCUAUGA